Molecule: messenger RNA, 711 nt
Organism: Mesorhabditis belari
Lineage: Eukaryota; Metazoa; Nematoda; Chromadorea; Rhabditida; Rhabditidae
Source: the annotation of a GenBank genome assembly
AUGAGGAAUUCUGGCCAAGUCUUUUAUUCACCCUGUCACGCGGGUUGUCCGAUUAGCGGAGCAAACUUCUCGCUAUUUGCUGGAAAGGAUCGAAGCAGCCAACUGCCACAAUUCAACAAUUGUGCUUGUGCAGGCACCGAGGACGGCAUUGUCUCGCGAAGUUUCUGUAUGGUAGACGAUUGUGAGUGGAAAUUCAAGGUGUACUUCGCAAAUCAGGCUAUCGGUGCUUUCUUCGGCGGAAUGUCCGUUGUUCCGGCUAUGUUGAUCAUUUUACGAUCGGUUGAUCCAGAGCACCGGAGUGUUUCAUUGGGUUUCAAUGGCUUUGUCGUCAGCUUAUUCGCCACUCUUCCAUCGCCAAUCGUUUGGGGGAAACUGAUCGAUCUCUCGUGUAUCGCCUGGCAGAAAACAUGUAGCUCAACGGGUGCCUGCUCGCUUUAUGACAAUGAUAAGCUACGAAUACAAUUACAUGUGAUCUACGGUACGAUACGGCUAAUCUCACUCUUCUCCGACCUCUGGGUAUUCUAUUGGGCAAAAGGUCUCAAAUUGACCGAUGAAGAGGAAGAGGAAAAAGAGAACAAGAAAGAUGGUGAAGAAGCGACAAAACCGGAAGAAGAAGAACUAAUGUCAAAAAAGCUCAGCAUAGCAUCGGAUACUCGAGAAAGAAAAGCGACACGAGAAGCCAUCGAACUGAUUCAACAAUUAGAAGAGGGA